AUGCUGGAAAAGAGAUCACUUCAGUUUGUGUUGAUUCUGUUAAGUCAAGAAGAACCUAACCAUGUUCAACUGAAUCUAAACAAUCAAAAUCAGAACGAUUUGGAUUAUUCUGCAAUCAGUUGCAGAAAACACAGUGCGAUUUUGACAGAUUAUGGUGGUGUUGGUGAUGAAAAAACCUCUAACACAAAGGCUUUUAAUUCAGCCAUUUCUAACCUAAGUCAAUAUGCAAAUGAUGGUGGUGCACAACUUAUUGUUGCACCAGGUGGAGAAGUUGAGAGCAAUAAGUUAAUCUCUAUUGAGCAAGUUGCAGAAGUCAUCUGCAAGACCCGGUUUUUCAAACCAAAAUGCACUAUCGCGAUCAUUAACUUCCUAUUUCGAAACGGAUAUUCUUUCUAUGCCAUUUGUUUGGUUAUUCUCAGUGUAUCAUCAACUGCAUCAACCAAAGUUGUCGCAACGAUUACUUGA
This is a messenger RNA of Vicia faba (fava bean), 465 nucleotides long. NCBI's taxonomy places the organism in Eukaryota, Viridiplantae, Streptophyta, Magnoliopsida, Fabales, Fabaceae. The record is from the annotation of a GenBank genome assembly.